AUCCUCUUCCCUCACCAACGCCCACCCUCCAGACCCAGAAUUUACCCCUCCAACAGGUGCAUAAUUACCUAAAUUACACCUAUCAAACCCACGCACACACGCCCUCACCUACAUCUGAUACUCAUCUGCGCACACACCAUCAUCCCCGCACUUUUCUACUCCAUCUAACUCAAUUCUUUAGAAUCCAUUCUCGAUAUACGACAACAGUUAAUACUUUAGAAAUAACCAACAAAUCUAAGGCUACUGUGAACAGUUCGAGCAAAGAUCACAAUCACAAGGCUUGGAUCGACGGGAGAGGUUCCAGUCGGGAAAAGUUUGAGACUGUGCCCGGUUUGGAGAGCAAUUGUGGGAACAGUGGCAAAGAGGAGGAACCAGAUAUCACAGCUGGGCAGAAGAUGUUGGCUGCUUGUUCCGGGAGUUUGUUUACAAGUCUCCUAGUAACACCUCUAGAUGUCGUUCGGGUCCGCCUGCAGUCGCAACAACUAUCUCCCCCAAAGAAUGCCGCGGUAAAUUUCUCAUCGGCUUUACCCUUAAGAGCUCAUAAACUUCCUCUCGCACCGUUACAAUUCCAAUCAAUGGCCCACUUAUCCACUCCGGAGUUAGGCGUAACCGCAUGCUGCCGAGAAGUUUUCUGGAUAAACAACACUCCAGAGGCUUCUGCGUGGUUGAAGAGGCAUCCCGUCGUCGUUUUCAUGGAACCUGGGAGGGGUUGGUCAAGAUCGCAAGAUAUGAGGGGGCUUCUUCGCUUUGGAGGGGUUUGA
This is a messenger RNA of Tuber melanosporum (Perigord truffle), 761 nucleotides long. RefSeq lists its product as uncharacterized. The coding region runs from base 396 to 761 and encodes 121 amino acids. NCBI's taxonomy places the organism in Eukaryota, Fungi, Ascomycota, Pezizomycetes, Pezizales, Tuberaceae. The record is from RefSeq and is a predicted model, not a curated record. The transcript has 4 exons.